AUGGAUUUCGAACCAGUUUUUUGUCUUUUAUGUUUUAAGCGUGAAAAUCCCGUCAAUGCGAUAAGCUGUGACGAGAAACCGAAAGUUGUUACUGUUUUGUGCCGCCAAUUUUGGUUUUCCCCGGAAGAAAUCCAACAAAAGUACGUGUGUGGCAUCUGCUGGACGUAUGUAGCAGAUUUCAACAAUUUCUACGAGCAAAUUAAAAUGAUACACUACGCUGCUGAGCAACAAGAAAUAGUGCUGGAGGAGGAUUCAAAACAUUUCGGAGAUAAUGAGUUGAACGGAACGAUACUUUUGUUAGAAGAAGAAUCAUCUUCUUCUUCUUUGAAGAAGUUGGAAGACAAACUAGUUGUAGAUAAAUGCGACGAACCUGAUCCUUUGGUGAAUCGAACAAACGUAGAAACGAUUGUUAUUGAACCAAUCGAUGUUAAGGACACAUUCAGUGACGGUCCUACCCGUACCAAUGCUGAAUGCGCAAACAUAUUCAAAGGAAACUCCCGUAAAAGGGGGAAAACAGAUGGGAAACGAAAAUUGAUUGUAAAUGCAACAACACAGCAAACGGAAGAUUAUCCUUGCGAUGAGUGCAAUUAUGUACUGCCAACAAAAAAUAUGCUACAUGAACACCGGAAACAACAUACUACAUCACAACAACACACUUGUGCAGAAUGUGGGAAAUCGUUUUGUACUGCACGGCUUCUGCAACAACAUCACAAACGAGAUCAUGGGCCGGGAUUAAUGUGCGACAUAUGUUCAAAAUGGUUUAAAACUGGGGAUGGUUUGCGUAAUCACCAGAAAAACUGCCACUACCCGCAAGGCACAGAACGCGUGGAAUGUUCAAUAUGCAAAAGAUGGCUGAAAAACAUCGGAAGCCUGAACAAGCAUAUGAUCAGACACAAGACAAGCGGUAAACCCAAUAUAUGUGAGAUCUGUGGCAAGGUGGCCCCCACCUAUACGGCACUGAAAAGUCACAAAUUGUUUGUACAUGAGAUGGAACGAACUUUCCGUUGUCUAGUUUGUAAAAAAGCUUUCAAACGAGCAUUUACCUUGAAGGAACACAUGACAAUACACACCGGUAGCUCACUGUACAAUUGUCCACACUGCACAAGAACUUUCAAUUCCUCGGCCAAUUUACACGCGCACAGGAAAAAGAAGCAUCCGAAAGAGUGGGAGAAAAGCCGCAAUGAAUAUGAAAAGCGUUUUAUGGGAAAAUAAUAGUUGGUUUCUGGUUUGAGACACUACACAUGUUUGUCUUCAAGGACUUGGUGUACCAUUUCUAAUCGGUCGCUGGGUUCGUGAAGGAUUUUACGGUAGAUGGAGUAGACUGCCCCGGCGAGUUUAAGCUACCAAAAAAAGCAGCUAGGAACGAAAGACUACGUAAAAUUUGAGGGGACGGGAGGUUCUUAAAAAAGCCAAUUAUGGAGCCUCACGGACCCUGAUUAGCCAUUGCGCGGUAUAAUCGAUCCUGCUAUCCAGAUGGGAAGUGGGAAAAUUGAUAAUAAGCUUUAAUGUA
Messenger RNA from Anopheles moucheti, 1510 nucleotides. Its product is annotated as zinc finger protein 90. The transcript is spliced from 4 exons. The coding region runs from base 1 to 1212 and encodes 403 amino acids. NCBI's taxonomy places the organism in Eukaryota, Metazoa, Arthropoda, Insecta, Diptera, Culicidae. Gene Ontology annotation, molecular function: RNA polymerase II transcription regulatory region sequence-specific DNA binding; DNA-binding transcription factor activity, RNA polymerase II-specific; zinc ion binding. The record is from RefSeq and is a predicted model, not a curated record. Gene Ontology annotation, biological process: regulation of transcription by RNA polymerase II. Gene Ontology annotation, cellular component: nucleus.